Cucumis sativus (cucumber) is the source of this 730-nucleotide messenger RNA. RefSeq names its product protein CASPARIAN STRIP INTEGRITY FACTOR 2. The transcript has 3 exons. The record is from RefSeq and is a predicted model, not a curated record. Bases 178 to 450 code for a protein of 90 amino acids. NCBI's taxonomy places the organism in Eukaryota, Viridiplantae, Streptophyta, Magnoliopsida, Cucurbitales, Cucurbitaceae.
UCCCUUAAAUCAUACAUAAGGAAGCUUCAUUUGGGUCUAUGCUCUUAGGAAGAAGAAGAAGAAAGAAGAAGAAGAAAGAAAAGAAAAGAAAAGAAAGACCCAACUUCAAAAAAACAUAUAAAAGUGGUCAUAUCAUUUAUAAGGUUGUUUCUACUUUCUAUCAUAUUUUUGAGAAUCAUGUUUCUUAAGUACAAGCUUAGCUUCAUCUUCAUCCUCCUCCUCUCAACCUCUUUUUUAUCCACCAUCUGCAUUGCAGGUCGACCAUCAAAGUUGGUUCCUGAGGUUGUUGCUAAGGGUGGAGUUGUGCAUGAGGAUGGAAAGAGGAAGACAAGAGGUGAAAUGGAAGAGAUCAUCCAUGAAAGACUCUUGAGGGUAAACACCAAAGACUAUGGAAGAUAUGAUCCAUCCCCAGCCUUUGUUAAGCCUCCUUUCAAGCUCAUCCCCAACUAAUAAGGGCACAAAAACAAAUAUCAUCACCAACGUGGGUAGUAACCUUAUAAACAUAUAUAAAUAAUAUGAAAAAGUAAUAUCAUGUGUUUCAUAUAGUGUAAGUAUAAUAUAUAUGUAUUAAUCAUAUAUAUAAUAUAUAGUGUAUAAUAUAUAUGGUCAUAGACUCACAUAUAUAUGAAUAUAAAGCCUUUGUGAUGUUUUGCUUCAGUUACUAAGUACUAUAUAUAUAUUGUUAUAUAUUGUGUAUUUUGGAAUAUAGGUUGCUUUAUAUGAUUAAUUA